AUGUUGAAGGAACGGGACGACCAAGAUCAGGAAAUAUGCAAAGCACCGUCACCAUCGUCGACGGAAGACAGAAAGCUCCAUGAUUCGGAUGCGGACCCGGUUGGUUCCCAGCGCGUGUACAAGAAAACUUCCUCCAAUCAACUGCUGACGCUGUACCUGGGCAGCCGGGAGCUGGUGGCACGGAAGGGCGUCAUCGAACCGCUCAAGGGUGUGCUUUACAUCGAUUCGAAAAUCAUCAACGAGGCUAAAAUCUACGGACAGCUUACACUAACGUUCCGCUACGGGCGCGAAGAUGAGGAAGUUAUGGGACUAAAGUUCUGCAAUGAAGCCGUUAUUGCCCUGCAGCAAUUUUGGCCAAGACCCGUAAGUGCCGAAACGGAUUCAUUGACGCCCCUCCAGGAAGCCCUGCUCGAGCGGUUGGGCAAAAAUGCGGUUCCCUUCGCACUGGAAAUUGGCACGCUCGCCCCACCAAGUGUGCAGCUUUUACCGGCCAAACGCUACACCGGAGCACCGAUCGGCACCAGCUAUGACGUUCGCGUCUACACAGCCGAAGCAUCCGGUGACGAACGUGUCCAGCGGAGAUCAACUGUGAGAUUAGGUAUAAGAUUAAUCCAUAAGAUCUGCCUUGAUAGUACGAAAGCGCCGGCCGCACUCGAGACGGCCACCGUCAACAACUCGUUCAGCGAACCGGGCGCACCACCAGCCGGACCAAAAAGUCCACCCGCCCUGGCACCGCAGGCUUCGAUUACGGGCGGACCGGACAGUAAUGCCAACACAACCACCACCUCCACCACCAUUCCACGGGCGCUUCGGUUACGACUGUCACCGAAAUCGCUCAAACUGUCCUCGCUUCAUCGGCACAGCAGCAGCGUGGACAGCACGAACGGUGGCAUCAAGUCGUACGGCGAUCAUGCCAUCAUCGAGCUGACGGAAACGAACAAGGGUCCACAAGUGUCCGUCGAUAAGCCGUUCCUGUGGGCGGACGGACGCGUCAAUCUGAAGGCUUCACUGAACAAAGCGGCCUACGUGCACGGUGAAAACGUUACCGUCACGCUCGACAUCAAGAACGACAGCCGAAAAAUUGUGCGGAAAAUACGGCUGGUCGCCGUACAGCACGUAGACGUGUGCAUGUUCAGCAAUGGCAAGUUCAAAAACAUCGUCGCCGAGGUGGACGUCAGCAAGCACAUCGGUCCGGGCGAUACGCUCCACGCGUCCUACUCGCUGCUUCCGGUACGAGGCACCACCAAAAACUGGAUCGCCGUGGAAGGUGCCUUAUUUAGCAGCAACAGCGCCGACCCAAGCUCAUCCGCCUACAACUCCAAGCUGGCAACGAGCGCACCGCGUGGUAUGCUGUCCGCAUCGGCCACCACAACCGAGGAGAAGAACGUGUUCGCCAUCUACGUGUCCUACUACGUCAAGGUGAAGCUAAUACUCAGCAGUAUGGGCGGUGAGGUAUCGCUCAAGCUCCCGUUUGUGCUUGGCAACGUCGAGCUUAGCAAUCCGGACGUAUCGAAACCUCCGGACACGCUCAGUGGGCUCAAGAAGUUGCGUGAACUCCGGCGAAAAUCGUCCGCAAUCGCCACCAACGGAGGUGUCGGUGGAAGUUUAGACUUUACGCCCUGCCGGUCCCCACUGUCCAAGGAGCUAAGUUUGCGGGACGUUGACGAGCCAGCGGAAGAGGAGGCAACCGCUAUCGGCAAUCGGGUACAAAACCUUAACCAACACAAUCAAACCACUGCCGGGUUUCGGAGCGCAGGAUCGCCUACGGCAGCAGGUACCGGGGAGGAACAGGCCACCAUCAAUAGUCGGCGCGAGCUGUUCAAAAAUUCCAAGUUUAAUGAAAACCUAAGCAGUACAAUCGACAUCAUUACCGAAGACUUCCAGACGAUAACGGCCAACAUUUCCAGCCUGAUCACCAAGUCGGAUUCGAGCAAAUCGAACCUGAACGAGGCGGGCGUGUCCUGCAAUCAGGAGAUCAGCGUUGAAGCUCAGAUACACUGUCCACAGUCGGUUGGUGACGUAGUGACGGAGGAUGGACCAAUCGGUCCAUCACCCCAGGGAUCUCCGCAACGGUCUCCCCAACCAGUGGAACAUUGA
Anopheles maculipalpis is the source of this 2097-nucleotide messenger RNA. RefSeq lists its product as uncharacterized. The transcript is spliced from 9 exons. Gene Ontology annotation, molecular function: G protein-coupled receptor binding. The coding region runs from base 1 to 2097 and encodes 698 amino acids. Gene Ontology annotation, biological process: signal transduction; G protein-coupled receptor internalization. The record is from RefSeq and is a predicted model, not a curated record. Lineage: Eukaryota; Metazoa; Arthropoda; Insecta; Diptera; Culicidae. Gene Ontology annotation, cellular component: cytoplasm.